AUUUUGAUUGCAUUAGCGAAACAUCAUUCAUGCUGCUACUUGUUAGCCUAGUUUAGCAACAUUACCAACAUUUCCUUUUUGUGUGCACUCUGAAGUUGCAAGUUACUGCUGAUUGGACCCCAGGUAUUGGUGACAUUUUUUUUUUUAAAAAAUUGGGUGUUUUGAAAGUGAGAAGAAAGGGACUGAUUUCUGCAAAAAAAGGAGUCAGAAGAAAAAUAAAUCUCCAUGGAUACCAUUGGGGUAGGAACGUUGCUUCUUCUGGUCAUAAUCAGCAUUUACAUGUACCUGACAUGGAACCAAAUGUACAGGAAACGUAACCUUCCUCCAGGUCCAACGCCUCUACCGCUGAUCGGAAAUUUGCUGCAUAUAAAGUUUGGUGAAAUGGCAGGAUCGUUAAUGAAGAUGCAGGACCAGUAUGGCCCAGUCUAUACAUUGUACUUUGGCUUGCGGCCUGUGGUUUUCAUUUGUGGAUAUCAGGCAGUAAAGGAAGCCCUUGUUGACCAUGCAGAAGAAUUUGGAGUCCGUGGAAGAGUUCCUACAAUUGACAAAUUUACACAGGGAUAUGGAAUCGCUUUUUCAAAUGAUGAGUGCUGGAAGCAAAUGAGAAAAUUUGCCCUUAAGACCCUGAGGGACUUUGGACUUGGGAAGAAGAGCACAGAGGUGAAGAUUCAGGAGGAGGCGCAGAAUCUGGUGAAGGAAAUCUCAAAAUUAAAUGGGUCACCAGUAAAUCCAUCUACAAUGUUUGUGGAUGCCGUAGCCAAGGUAUUUUUAUCUAUUAUAUUUGGAAACAGCCUUGACUACAAGGACGAGAGAUUCUUAAAGCUAAACAGCUUAGUGGAGGAGACCUUCAGUCUUAUGAGUUCAACUUGGGGACAGUUGGAGGACACCAUUCCUGGGCUAAUGAAAUACAUUCCAGGACCACACCAAAAGAUCUAUAACGUAUCAGAAGAACUGAUUAGCUAUCUACAAGACCGAGUAUCGCUCAACCAGAAAUCACUAGACCCUGAUGUCCCCAGAGAUUUUAUUGAUUGUUUCCUUAUCAAGAUGGAACAGGAAAAAACGAAUCCUAACUCACAGUUCACCAUGAGAAAUCUCUUGCUAUCAGUUCACAGCCUGUUUCUUGGUGCAGGAGAUACUGUGGCUACAACACUGAGACACACGAUGUUAAUCCUAGUGACAUAUCCAGACGUACAAGCUAAACUUCACAAGGAAAUUGACCAGGUGAUCGGAAGAAACAGACUUCCAUUGCUGUCUGACCGGAGCCAGAUGCCUUAUACAGAAGCCGUAAUCAAUGAAGUACAGAGAUUCGCUGAUAUUGCUCCACUAAACGCCACACAUUCAGUUAUGAAAGACACCGAAUUCCAAGGAUAUACCAUUCCCAAGGGCACUGACGUCUACGCGUUGCUCUGUACUGUUCAUCGUGAUCCAAGCCAAUUCUCUACACCGUACAAAUUCAACCCCAGCCACUUCCUAGAUGAGAAUGGUGGAUUCAAGAAGAAUGAUGCUAUGAUGGCUUUUUCUGCAGGAAAGCGGAGAUGUCCCGGAGAAGGACUCGCUAUACUUGAGCUGUUUCUUUUCCUAACCAUUAUCCUACAAAACUUCACCCUGACCUCAGAGAAAAAAUUUACUGAUGACGAUAUUGCCCCAAAAUUAACAGGAUUUUUCAAUCAUCCUAGAUAUUUUGAACUCUCCUUUAUUCCACGAUAAUAUUUUUCUCCUUCUUCAAAAAGUAAUUUGCUAUUCAAAGUAUGAGUAAGGCCACAUACUGCUGAAACAUGUAAGUUGUUUACUACCAGCUGAGAGUAUGGUUUUAUAUCAUCCCUUUUUUGUGCUCUUGUCACUUAAAUAAAGUUUACUGAAUUUUUUACGUUUGGAGGCUUGCUGAAGUUUUUCUACGUUUUUAUUUAAAGUAUCUGCCCAUUAGGUUUAUUGUAGUUGUUGAUGCCCUUGUACUUUAAUACAUGCUGAAUAAUGCAAAUGUUUCCAAAUCAUUUUAUAUUAUAUAGCCUUGUUAAUGCGCUAUUGGUGUGUUUUUUUUCUUUUUAAUGGGUGUUGUUUUUUAGCUUUAUUCUCAAUACAAUUAAAAGGUUCUUAAUGGA
This is a messenger RNA of Bombina bombina (fire-bellied toad), 2099 nucleotides long. Its product is annotated as cytochrome P450 2G1. Gene Ontology annotation, biological process: xenobiotic metabolic process. Gene Ontology annotation, cellular component: cytoplasm; intracellular membrane-bounded organelle. Gene Ontology annotation, molecular function: heme binding; oxidoreductase activity, acting on paired donors, with incorporation or reduction of molecular oxygen, reduced flavin or flavoprotein as one donor, and incorporation of one atom of oxygen; iron ion binding. Lineage: Eukaryota; Metazoa; Chordata; Amphibia; Anura; Bombinatoridae. The transcript is spliced from 10 exons. The coding region runs from base 226 to 1707 and encodes 493 amino acids. The record is from RefSeq and is a predicted model, not a curated record.